Cyprinodon tularosa is the source of this 2999-nucleotide messenger RNA. RefSeq names its product protein phosphatase 3, regulatory subunit B, alpha a (gene ppp3r1a). Lineage: Eukaryota; Metazoa; Chordata; Actinopteri; Cyprinodontiformes; Cyprinodontidae. The transcript is spliced from 6 exons. The record is from RefSeq and is a predicted model, not a curated record. Gene Ontology annotation, molecular function: calcium-dependent protein serine/threonine phosphatase regulator activity; calcium ion binding. Bases 242 to 754 code for a protein of 170 amino acids.
UGUCCCCUCCCAGCGGCUCUCACUCCCUUCGCCACUGCAGUGAAAGCCUCGGUUACGGAGAGAGACAGCGAGGAGAGCCUGAAAGCUGGGUACAAAUCCAGGACUAGACCUCAGAAGAGGCACCACUACCGUGUUGUUGGUUUUUUUUUUUUGGUACCGUUCCCCCCCUCAGCUCGGCGGCCCGCUGACUCUUCCUGCUUUUCCGUUCACAUCGCCUGGAUUUCAUCAUCCGACCCGCAAGAUGGGAAAUGAAGCCAGUUACCCCCUGGAGAUGUGCUCACAUUUCGAUGCUGAUGAGAUUAAGAGGCUAGGGAAGAGGUUUAAGAAACUCGACCUAGAUAACUCGGGCUCGCUCAGCGUCGAGGAAUUCAUGUCUCUGCCGGAGCUGCAACAGAACCCUCUGGUGCAGAGGGUUAUCGACAUAUUCGACACGGAUGGGAACGGAGAGGUGGACUUUAAAGAAUUUAUUGAAGGAGUCUCACAGUUCAGCGUCAAGGGCGACAAAGAACAGAAACUGCGAUUUGCCUUCAGGAUUUACGACAUGGAUAAGGACGGCUACAUCUCCAACGGCGAGCUCUUCCAAGUACUGAAGAUGAUGGUGGGCAACAACUUGAAGGACACGCAGCUCCAGCAGAUUGUGGACAAGACCAUUAUAAACGCAGACAAGGAUGGAGACGGCAGGAUAUCCUUUGAAGAGUUCUGUGCAGUGGUCGGCGGCCUCGAUAUACACAAAAAGAUGGUGGUGGACGUGUGAGCACCCUCUGCUUGCUGAAUCCCCCCCUCCUCGCCCUCGACACUCGCUUUCUCCACCAUCUCCGAAGAUCUGCUCAAGACGUCUGGCAAAACGCUCUGUGUGUAACUCAAUGGAAGUAUUCUCUCUCUUUAUGUCUAUCUCUCUCUGUGAAGCCGCUUUUUUCUUUUCUUUAAGGUUUUUAUUUCGGAAAAAAAACAAAACGCGGGCCUCGUGAAGCCAACUUUGAAGUGUUAUUGAACUGUAAAUCCGCAAUAACCCGGUCGUAGCACUUUAAGAGACUGAAGGACAUCCAUUUGGUCAUUUGCAGGAGCAUUUCUGGGUCGUGGAAGAGGGAGGGGCUAAUUAGAGGAGGGCGCAGUGAAGAGGCUGGUUGGCUUGUUCAUAUUUCAUCCUUUUUUUGUUGAUUGUCAUUUUGAUAUUUAUUUUGUCUUUUAUAAAGAAAAAAAUACAACUAUAUAUCUGCAUUUUUUUUCUUUUGAGAGGAAGUGUGUGGUGUAUUUACAUUUGCAGCAGUACAGCUAGAACGUAGGGUAUGAAGUGCCAACCAGAACAUAUCCCAAACCAGUUGAAGUUAUUAACUAUCAUCACUGCUUUCAUUCACGCCAGGAAAACCGGAGCGCGACGCUUCCAACUGCACGACUGCGAGGCAUCGUAAAUACAAACCCAAAUUUCGAAGCAUUUUUCUUUUUCGCCGUGAUUUUUUUUUAUUUUUCCCACUCAGUUUAAAUCGACCAGUAAGGCUUCCAAUCACUCUUAGCAACACUUCUCAUCUUUCUUUCUUUUCUGCCCCCAAUAUGAUUACUAGUUUUAUUUAUACGUAAGAAUGUGUUUAUAUUGUCGGACAUCCUCGCUGUUUCCUGUCAUGAAAUUCUAGCUAGGUUAAAAUAAUGCCAAGAAAAUGUCUUUCCAGAUAAAUAAAAAUUGUUUUAAAAAAAUCAUGGCUGCAAACUCAUAAGUGGUUUAGAGCGUGUCUGUAAGACAAUCUCCAAUGCAGAGAACGGCUCAGCAAUCGCUAACGAACUUGUUUCCGAGCUUUUCUGUGACGUUUAGCAGACCAUGCUGGAUGACCUUGGCAAAGCACCGCAGAGAGAACAAUUGUGAGAUAAGCAAUUUAAGAGACUUACCUGCAGGCAGCGGUUUUGUUUGUUUUUAAACCGAUAUGUGUAUAUAAGGUAAUCGAUGUGUGCUCAUCUUAUGGAACAGCAGGAGGGAGGAAGCUUUUUUCUCUGAAAUGUCUCAGUGCAGCACAGGACGAGUCAGUUUCCUUCAACGCAAAAACAAUCUUAACACGUUAGCAUGAUCAGUGUGCAAAUGGCGUUAGACUAGUUUUUAGGAUUUUUUUCAUUUUUAUCUCGUGCGUGUACAUUUCAAAAGUUGGCUUCCAAUCCCACUUUCUUUUUUUCUUUUUUGUCUCACAACCAUGUUGUCCACCUUCUCCUACACCUGUCGCUUUAAGCAGGGAGGGGAUACACUUUAAAUUCAGCAUUUUUUUUUGUUUUUUUUUCCCAAGUGGAAAAAAAUGCUUCCUACUAUAAACAGCAUUGGGAUAAAUGUCCGUUUUGCUUUGGAGGCCAACUGCUAGUUUUAACAGGAAUAUUCAGUCAGAUCUGGAGUGCUCAAUAGUUCCCCACCCCUGAGCUCUGCACGGCUUGGGCCUCCCCCUGUGCUUGCAUGACAUGGAAGUAUAUUUUUUGUUGUGCAUGUAGAUCAAUUUUUUGAAAUAAAAACUCUUGUUUACACAUGGAUGGUGAUGUUAAUAUAUUUAAGAAUUUUACGGUAUACAAUAUGGAUGUUGCCAAACUUUGGUAAAUGUACACAUAUUAUGAGCGGUAAUCCAAAUGAAUUGAACUACAUGUAAGUUUUUUUGUAUUUUACCCGGGUCAGCGAGAUGCUUCGAUUCCAGUAAAAGUUGCAUAUCUGAUCCUGUCUCAAACUGCCACACACUGUACUCAGCUUAAAGGGGAAAUUUGAUUUCAUUUUUUCUUUUUUUUGUAUAUAAGUAUUUGUUAAAUGCAGUUCUGGCUCUCUGUUCUCUGUAUAGUUCAGACCGCGCUUUAGUUUGUAAGUGCUACUUUUUUCUCUGAGGGAAUCGGGUUCUUUUUAGUUUGCUUGGGAAUAUCUGAAAACGUUUAAGUUUGAGAACCGUUUUUCUGCAUGCUGCAUAUUAUGCUGUGGGACUGUUGGAAACUUGAUACUGUAUGAAAAUGAAAUAAAAUUUAAAUAAACUUUGAAAUGUUGAAAAUAA